AUGUUGUUCACUUCAACCACAAUCCUCGCUACGGCGUUCUGCUCGCUGGCGUCCGCGCUACCUACGUCGAAUACAGUUGCUCGGGCGGGCGGCCCUGCAAUUGUACCUAUCCCCGCAACCUGUACCGUCACCGACCCUCUGCCCACUGGGUCAAAUGCAUCUUACAUACCGUCGCCGGCUGCCCACGACGACAUCCUCUACAGCUCCUACUACCCUUCCUACUCGUCGAAUACAACCGCCAUGGCACAGCAGUGCCUUCAACAAUGUUACGGCUACGGAUACCACACAGAGUGCAAGACAUCAUACUGGGCAGAGAACGUGGUAGUACCGGCAGGGUACUAUGGCACAGCUGGCGGACAACUAGAGACGGCCUGUUUGAUGUUCAGCAGAGCCUUGACCAGCGACGACUUCGUCGCUGCGCCAGAAGGCCAAGGUACCGGCGCGACGGCCGGUAACAUUGCUUGCUGA
Molecule: messenger RNA, 468 nt
Organism: Alternaria infectoria
Lineage: Eukaryota; Fungi; Ascomycota; Dothideomycetes; Pleosporales; Pleosporaceae
Exons: 1
Coding region: 1-468 (155 amino acids)
Source: RefSeq, a predicted model, not a curated record